AUGAACAUAGGUGGAAAGGAAAUAGAAUACAUGCUUAACAACAGCCAUCUAGAACUUAUUUACAGCAAUGAGGCUACUGCUAAAUAUCAGCACUACAAUGGAACCAGAACAACCCUUGACAUACUCCUGGCAUCAAGCCACGAUCUCGGUUCUGGUCACAAACCAGUCACUGCUAAUAUUGCCAUCGACUGCCAAAGCAUGACAACGAAAGUGUCAACUUAG
This is a messenger RNA of Rodentolepis nana, 222 nucleotides long. Lineage: Eukaryota; Metazoa; Platyhelminthes; Cestoda; Cyclophyllidea; Hymenolepididae. The record is from the annotation of a GenBank genome assembly.